This is a messenger RNA of Fusarium proliferatum ET1, 1878 nucleotides long. RefSeq lists its product as uncharacterized. The transcript has 3 exons. NCBI's taxonomy places the organism in Eukaryota, Fungi, Ascomycota, Sordariomycetes, Hypocreales, Nectriaceae. The coding region runs from base 1 to 1878 and encodes 625 amino acids. The record is from RefSeq and is a predicted model, not a curated record.
AUGCCGACCUCGCCCACCAAGAUCAACAGAGCCUGGCAAGAGCAAUGGCUUGACCAACAAUGGGAAGGCAAGUCUUGGCUCCACGACGACGUCCGUUUGGCGCAUGAAAACCCCCCUAAGCAGAACGAACUCAGUGGCAGUGCAGUCGACUCCCUGGUCAAGAUCACUAAACUUGCGCAAGAAAAAGGCAUCGAGCUGCCAUCCCUGUGGAGUCAGGCACCACCCUACAAUGUCCUUUGGACCGGCGUUAGCCAGCAUCCCAGAGAGUCUCUCCGAUUGACUAAGGAAAUCGCGAGAGCCGCCCUCACCAAUCUCAAGGCAGUUGUGCGUUCUCAGAGUCCUCAAGAAGCUGGCGGCCCAUCAGAGGUAAUCACUCUAGAUUCCCAAGAGACUGGACCUGAUGCCUGUGUGUACGUCGGAAGUGACCAUGUUGAGAGCGACAGCAGCGAUGAUGACGAUAUCGAGGCCGUCCUGCGAAGCCCAAGCGUCAUCUUGGGUGGUUGCCCCGGGUCGCCAGCCAAAUCGCCAACCAAGGUCGUGGGAAACAACGACAAGCGAAUCUCUCCGAUCUCGGCUUUCAGUUACCAGGAGCCCCGAGAGCAGAGAUCAGCUGUUUCCAACAACCCCUCUGAACCCGGACCCCCACAAAUGAACAUUUCUCGUCAUUUCACCCUACCACCAGCUGUCACUUCGUCCAAGCGCAAAAGAGAGAAAGAAUCCAGUGCGAUGAACCCACAGCGAUCCACGAAGCGUGCCGAAACUUCUAAGGGAGAAGAGGAGGUGGUUGACCCCGCUAACACCAUUUAUAAGCAGCUCACCACCAAUUUACCUUUGAAACAAGGAAAGGUCAAAGUCCUCGACCCUCUCUGGUUCAAAGUUGACGGUACAACUGCUGGCCACAACAUCAAGCUCGACGGUUAUACUAUGCUUUGCUUCCCGAUCCAUCAUCAAAAGCCUAAGCAUUGGACCUUGGCCAUCGUCGAAAUCGAUCACGAUGCGAAGUCGAUGGUACUCAAUCACCAUGACUCGACCGAGGGCGAAGAUCGGUUCAAUGCCGUUCGCGAUAGCUUCCAGAAAUGGAAUGAGGCCGUCGGACACAAGUUUAAGCUGCGGUUCAACAGUGUCGCACCUUGCACUCCACAGAAGGAUAGCAUCAGCUGUGGAAUUCACGUCCUCUCCUGUCUACGACACGCUCUGACAAACAGACACUGCCCCAAAUCGCUCAACCCGAAUGGCGAGCGCAGAUACUUCAUCAAAAAGAUCAAGGAAUCUAAGUCUUACGACGGCGACUAUCCCCUACACGGAGUCAAGAAGAUGUUCCAAAAGCAGGAGCAUAAGCUGCUAGUGGAAUUGGCUCGAAAAGAGACGCCCGAAUCCCUCGAAUCGGAUAGACAUCUUGCGGCUAUUGCCGCAGACCGCGCCCGUGAUGGCCUCAAAGAUGCCCAGGCCACGCUGAGCCGCCUUCAGAUCGAGCAGGGCACUUUGGCCGAAGCCUUAAUUCGCCUGGAUGCUGCUGUCGAGAUUAAAUCCGAGCCCACUCGUCGUUUGAGCCUCGAACCCUUGGACCGUCUGCGAGGUGACAGCCAAGAGGCGCUUUUUGCCCACAUGAGUCAAUACACCAAAACGCUGAUGGACCAGAGCUUCGCCAAUGGGUCUGAGAUAGGCAGAAAGGUCGUUCACGAACAUUACGAGGAGACCGUUGAGAAACUGAAGCAAGCUGAAAAGGAUGUUGCCCAGAAACAAGAAGAACUUGACGAGGCCACAAAGGAUGUGGAUAUCAAGACUCAGAUGUGUGACCUGAAGGAGAACAUAAACAACAUUCUGAAACUGAAUGGGUCUUCUCUUUGGAACCAUUCUUUCGAGCGAGCAUCGAACUAG